UUAUUUACUGUUUACUGUUUUUAUAAAAUUGUUUGCCCCAAUUUUUAAUAGCUAACUUGAGCUCUGGUGCAAUAAAAUGUGCCUCUGUUCACUUUCCCAAGGCUAGCCUGAGAAAAAAACUUGCGUGUCACUUCUCUUAGAGGCUGGAGAUGCAAAAAAUCUGCAAUUAUUAAACAACUUUAUGAAAAGUGGUAGAGCUCAUGUCACAGACAGAACAAAAAAAAAUCACUUUGUGUUAGUCAAGAACAUCCAGAGGCUUUCCUGUGCACUGAAUGUUGAGGCUUUUCCUGUAUACCAGUGCUCAUGUUACAGAUGACUUGCCCACACUGUGAUCGAUAUGGGCUCUAAAAGGGUAUUCUUGGGUUUUGCAGAGUUUGAAUAGACUGGCAAACCAAACUGAAAGAUAGUAACACAUCACUGCUGGCGAACUGCCUAGAUAGGAUUCGGUAAAUACGAUUCUAACUUCUAUUUCAAAGUCAGGAGGGAAUGGUGUUUAAUAUUCCUAUUGUUAGCACUAUUAAUCUACACUGGGCAUUUUAAAUGAGCUUGCACUGUAAGAAUGCAAUUUUACUAUCUAUUUAUUUUCCUUCAGUAUCAAGCUGGUUUUUGCUUACUACUUUGCUUAAAUGUUACCUUGAAAGAGCCCUCCCUUAAAGAAAACAUGGGAUUUGAGGCUGUGAGACAGACACCAACAGUGAUGGAAGAUAAUUAAUAUUAAUGAAGAUAAUACAUUCCAAUUACGUUUGGUGUUUUACUCGCUAGCAGCUUGGUGCUCUGCAGGAACAAAUGGUAAAACUGGCUGCAACAUAGUGUGCCUACAGCAGAGAGCUGAGACAGCAAAUUGUUCUCAAGGGUUAUUACUGAAUACUGAUGGAUUUUUCCCAUAAAAAAGAAAGACUGCAAUGGUUCCUGCACCUGCAAGGAGUAUCCUAGCAACAUCACUGGGGAAACUGUGUGCCAGGACUUUUUUUUUUCUGAAUGCUUUUUGUUGAAAGUAACUGCAGAUGGAAAAUAAAGGUCAAGAGCAAUUUGAGCUUUUCCAAAUGCAGCUGCUUAAUUCAUUACUGAAAGAAAUGUUUGUGUUGUUGUUUUCUGCUGAAAGGCUAAAUAUCAGGUUCCAGAGUCGUCCACCAGACUCUCCAAUCGCAGCUCAGUCAGACCUGAGUAUCACUCAAUCUCAGAUGUCACCUCUUGCUUGCACAAAAACUACUGUUAGCAUUUUGCUAACAGCUUUUACCUCAUGAAGUAACCAGCUGGUGGUGAGGAUAGCUGGAGCUUUCUCUGCAACAGAGAACAGGAAAGAGAACACGAAAUAUCCCCAGGUAUAGGGAACAGAUCACUGGUCUAACAAAAGGGAAGGAAAAAGCCUGUUUUUUGUCUGAGAAGGUAUAUGUGGUCCUGUCGUAAUGCAUGCACAGACCUCAGGUGGUAUGCUCCCUGCUGCGAUGAAUCCUUGCUCAGUGCCACAGUCUAUUCCUCUGGCAGAAGGAAUCUGCCGUACGGUAUCAGACAUGAAUGCAGAUCAAACGAUGGUCACGCAGAAAACUUUAGUGGAGCAGUUAGUGAAAAGGUAUCCAGGCAUUGCAGUUCCCUCCCAGAAAAUCUUAUACAACAUCCUUGGCACUCUAAUUAAAGAAAGGAGGAUCUAUCAUACAGGAGAGGGAUACUUCAUCGUUACCCCCAACACCUACUUUGUCACAAAUGAUGCCACAGAAUACAAUAAAAGGGUCCUGAGGAAGGACAGCGAGGACAUUUACCAGGCAAACUGCAAGAGCUAUGCAGACCCAGUGAAAGAAAACAUUGCCACAGUAUCCCAUUGUCUCCCUGACCAGAAUAUGCUUUGUGAACAAAGACUUCGGCAGCUAAUGAACCAUGAACCUAAGGAAGGACAUAAGAAAGGCUGCAGUGAAGGGAAGUCUUUGAUUCAAACUCAGGUCAUCUCCUCAUCUGCUGAAAACCGUUCCUGGGACACCAUGAAAUCCCUGACAUCAGUAAAAGAGAAACUGAAAGGCAAAAGAUUCGGCCUUUGCCUUUUCUGGAGAAGUAUCCCUAAAAAAGAAAAACAGAAGGAGUACUCUACUUUUUCAGCCCAAUUUCCUCCCAGGGAGUGGCCAGUCAGAGAUGAAGAUGACUUAGAUAAUAUUCCACGUGAUGUUGAACACGAAAUCAUCAGGUGCAUUAAUCCUACUCUUACAGUUGAUAAUUUGAUUAAACACACAAAAUUAAUGCAAAAGUUUGAGGAGAGGAAAAAAUAUACAACUAAGGGUACCUCUGCUGAAGUGUUAAUACUAAGGCACAAGUACCUUUCAAAAGAGUGUGUCCAAAAGACACAAAUUAGAGCAGCAAAUCACAAAAGGAAAAACAAAUCAAACAAAGAGAAGCAAAUUAGCAGAAGCAAUGGGAAAUCUCACGUGCAUGAGCCAACGUUCCAAAGCAAGAAGCUGGAAGAGAAUGUUUCUCUGCUUGUUACAAACCAACAGCCAUUGGAGGCAGCAGUGGAAUCCCAGGUCAUAUAUAAAAAGCAAAUUAAGAACCCCUUUCAGGGUCUGUCAUGGAAACACAACUUUUAUGCAAGAGCAUACAAGGGUCGUAUUAACAGUCAGCGGAAGUCCAGGAGUCGAAAGCAGGAAAGGGAUUUACAAAGGUUUACAAAGUCCUUGGACUCCCCCGGAACCUUUGGAUAUGAAGCUGAACAACUGCUUCCUGAAAUGCAGGCUGACAGCACUAAGCAAAACAAAUUAUUCCAAGCUAAUAGGUUUUCCCUCCAAUUAAAGAAAGGCAAUUUCAGUGAAAAUGUUAGUUAUCCGCAAAGCAGUACUUUGCGAAUAGAUGAUAAAUAUACAUGCUUUCUGGAGAGUAAUGUUUCUGAAGACAACGUCUACAGAGGAACAGUGAAAGGAAAUCCUGGGGAUAUUCAAAAAUCUCCAGACUCCUAUGCUGAGGAUAAAAGUGUGCAUAAAGAAAAAGAAAAAUAUUUACUACAUCUGAAAGGUGAAUGUUGCAGGUACAAGGCUGACAAUGUAUGCGAGUUGUUAGCCCAAGCAGCAAACAAAUUUCAAAAUGUCCAUCUCUCAAAUUAUAUGACCAAUGUUACAAGGGAAAAAGAAUUUAGUGUGACAUACAGACAAAAGACUGAUAAAAAGAAUGAACUUGUAUUUAAAUACGACUGUGCCAACCAUACUGGAUCAAUGAAGCUGGAAAGUGACAGAUUUACCAACAAAUGCCGUCUUCAGAACCAGAAAGCACACGAUUGUGACAAGUGUGGUUUGUUGCAUGUGGAUGACAGUUUUGAAUGCAAUGAACCAUGUCAGUUGCUUUCUUGCCAUGCAUUUUCAGGUACAAGAGACUGGAGUAAAGCUGUGCAAAAGCUGGGGACUACUCUAAAAAACUCUACAGUUAAUAUUUAUCCAAACCAAUAUAAUACAACUGUAAAUAGACAUGACUUUGAAGGGUACGGAUAUGAGGAAAGUGCUGAUUUUGCAGAAUCAAUUUGUGGCUCAAAAAAGCAUCAAAAGCCAGUCCUCACAGAAGAAAGUUGUUUGUGCAGCCAGGUUCUUCCAACGGUUUCCAGAAAGGAAGAAGAAACUAGCUUUACUGAAUGUAUGGAGGCUUCAGCUGUAGAUUUCUGUGAUGCUAACGAGGCUGACGCUUUGCAGAACUGCACCUGUGAGAUGGCAGAAGAAGUGGCAUGCCAGAGUUUGGGCCCACAAGCCAAAGAAACAAGAACCCCCCCAGGAAAAACAGGUCUCUUUUUAAAGAAUGAAUAUACUGUGAUAUCAGGAGAGAAUCACACAGAAGGGACAGAAAACCACAGCUUUACAGGAGACAGUGGAAUUGACUCCCCAAGAUGGACUGAAAAGAAGAUGAAGCUUCCUGCCAAAUUCUGACAGCAUCAAUAGCAAUGCAUAGAGAACAGAGUGGAAGGGCAAUGACAAAAAGUUCCUUGCUUCAGCUAACUCUAGCCGGGAAGGUUUGCUAAGUUAUUAAUGAGCGUCUCAGCUUUUUAUUUGUAACAACAUAAGCAUACUGUAACUGUGCUUGGUGAUGUCUGGGGGCUGCCUGUAAAUAUAAGCCUUUUGUUAACAUUUUGGAGGUGUCAGCAACAGAAAUGUGUUACUUUUUUUUUUUUUUUGCAUCUCCACGUCUAAUAAAAAUGAGGACUGACACAGUGCAUGAGGGCCAGGCUGUACAGUCGGGGAGGGCACGUGCUGCCCAAGAGGAACUGUAUUUGACCAGAAAAUUCCUGAAGGCGUUUCCUACUUGAGCCACAGGACCAACCGCAGGCGCUACCCGCUAUGAGAAAACGAUGCAAAGCGACUGGAUCGGCACACACC
Molecule: messenger RNA, 4334 nt
Organism: Numida meleagris (helmeted guineafowl)
Lineage: Eukaryota; Metazoa; Chordata; Aves; Galliformes; Numididae
Gene: STOX1
Product: storkhead box 1
Exons: 4
Coding region: 1407-3887 (826 amino acids)
Biological process (GO): positive regulation of transcription by RNA polymerase II
Cellular component (GO): cytoplasm; nucleus
Molecular function (GO): DNA-binding transcription activator activity, RNA polymerase II-specific; RNA polymerase II transcription regulatory region sequence-specific DNA binding
Source: RefSeq, a predicted model, not a curated record